GCAUGAUUGUGUAAACUGGACUAGACUAAUGUCUGUUAUUUGUUGAACGAAUUAUCAAGAAAACAUAAACAUGGUGCAGGAAUUCGUGUCUCCUGUGAGGGUUCACAAGUUCCCAUUCGAAAUGGUUAUGGCUGCAUACGAGCGGCGGUUUCCGAACUGCCCGCAGAUCCCCGUGGUCCUGGAGUGCGCGAUUACUGAAGACAGCUGGUCCGAGGAUGACUCCCAGCGGGACACCUCGCGCCGUUGCCAGCUGAACGUCGAUGCGCCGUAUCUCUUGAAAAAGAUGGUCGGCGUCGACUACAUCUAUUUCAUCCAGAAGAACCACCUGGACCUGAAAGCGCGAGUGCUGGAGAUCGAGGCCACCAACGAGUCCUUCGCCAACAGGGUCGUGGUGUUGGAGAAAUGCCGAUAUUACGUACACCCGGAGAACCCGAACUGGACGUGUUUCGAGCAGAGCGCCCAUCUCGACGUAACUAACUUCUUCGGGCUGGAGAGCACUGUCGAGAAGAUCGCCAUCAAGCAGUACUCGGCUAACAUUACGAAGGGCAAAGAGCUGAUCGAGGUAUUCAUGAAGGGCGUUGAAGCCGAGGGCAUCAAAGACCUCCAGCCAUGGAACCCUGACGACCCGGCGCACAACAGGGAACUCAGGCGCAUCGUCUCCAGAAAUACGGAGCCUCUGUCGCCAAGGACCACGACGGAGCCGCAGCGACAGCCUAAACCAGACCAAUAUACGCUCGACAGCGAGUACAUCAAGCGAUACCUCGGAGAACUGACGCCGAUGCAAGAGUCCAGGCUUCUGCAGCUCAGGAAGUGGAUCGCCGACUUGCAGAAGGGGAAGGUACCAUCAGACACGACCCUCCUCCGCUUCCUCCGCGCCCGCGACUUCAACGUGGAGAAGUCCCGCGAGAUGCUCUCCCAAUCCCUGCUCUGGCGCAAACGGCACCAGGUCGACCGUAUCCUGUCGGAGUACGAGACGCCGCAGGUCGUGGCGCAGUACUUCCCCGGCGGAUGGCAUCAUCACGACAAAGACGGACGUCCGCUAUACAUCCUCCGACUCGGCCAGAUGGACGUCAAGGGCUUGCUCAAGUCCGUCGGCGAAGACGGCCUCCUGAAGUUGACGCUUCACGUGUGUGAAGAGGGUCUCAAACUCCUGGAGGAAGCCACCCGCUCCUCCGAGCACGCGGUCCAGUCCUGGUGCCUCCUGGUAGACCUGGACGGUCUCAACAUGAGGCACCUUUGGCGACCUGGAGUCAGAGCUUUGCUGAGGAUCAUACAGAUCGUCGAGGCGAACUAUCCUGAGACUAUGGGUCGGGUGCUCAUUGUGAGAGCUCCGAGAGUUUUCCCGAUUUUAUGGACGAUUGUCAGCACGUUUAUAGAUGAGAACACUCGCAGCAAGUUCCUGUUUUACGGCGGCAAGGACUACCUGCAGCCGGGCGGGUUGCUCGACUACAUACCUAAAGACCUCAUACCAGAUUUCCUUGGAGGGCCUUGCAAGUCGGACAUAGUAGACGCCUCGAUGAACGUCCCGCAUCAGUAUUACGACUACAGUUUCGUGCACGAAGGAGGCCUGGUACCGAAGAGUUUGUACGUGAGCGGCGCCUUCACUGAGCGUGACGGGGACCCGCUGUGUGAAGACAGCAUUUACCGCUCUGUUAGCCUUGGGAAGGGUCAGGUGCACGAGGUGAUCGUGAACAACAAAGACCCACAGAGCGUGCUGACCUGGGACUUCGACGUUCUCCGACACGAUAUAGCGUUCACCGUAUACCGUUCGCCGCACAACCUAGAACUCGAUGAUCCUACAGUGGUUUGCGCCGGCGCCGGCACGGGGACCGAAGAAGGCCGCUCGGCGCUCGCGCGGCAGGACUGGCGCGAGGGAGAUCAUUAUCACAAGGUGGAGCACACACUCAUCGCGCACGACGGAGAGAGCAUACAGGGCUCGCACGUGAUGCUGGAAGUCGGCAGCUACGUGCUGCAGUGGCGCUGCGAGCUGCUGGACCACGCGCCGCGCGCGCAGCUCAUGUACUUCCACGAGACGCUCGCCUCUCACCACUACAAGUGA
Molecule: messenger RNA, 2059 nt
Organism: Cydia amplana
Lineage: Eukaryota; Metazoa; Arthropoda; Insecta; Lepidoptera; Tortricidae
Gene: retm
Product: protein real-time
Exons: 16
Coding region: 71-2059 (662 amino acids)
Cellular component (GO): cytoplasm
Source: RefSeq, a predicted model, not a curated record